CGCCCCAAACAAAGAAAGCCGGGCCAAGCGAAGCACUGAAGGCACUGGACCUCAGUUCGUCCAUCCUCACCGGUAACCGCGAGUUGAACUGUCGAAGCAAACAAGUUGAGACCUGCUGCCAAUCACGCCGGUCGCCGUUCUCCGCAUUGCUGGAAAGCUCGGAAUCGUCCGAAUCGCCCCUGCAAUUCUUUGAUUCGCUUCGCAGACCGCAGUGCCCUACUGUCCCGGGUCCGGCCCUGCGCGGCUUCUGCCUCCGCCCUUGCCUGCUCGCUGAGUUGCUGGUCUUCCGAUCUUUCAGUUUGCAGAGUUUGAGAAAGAUUUUACAGAAGUGAGAAAAGUCACCUUUUGGGUGGGUGCAUAUGUAGUUAAUGAAACAUAGUACUCUUCCUCAAUCAUCAUGUUCAAGCAAUCUCCAACAAGCAGGAGCCAUAGAUCAAAAGGAAUCAAGACCAAACAUGUUCUACAAAUUUGCCUGUUGCUUGCUGUUUGCUUCUGGCUGGUUUAUCAAGUAAAGCGCUCCUACGAUAAAGGCAAAGAGUUUGACGAAACUGAUUCAGGCUUUUCACUGAAGUCAGGGAGCAUAUAUGAAACAACAAAGUGGGGAAGGAAAAGUCUCCUUCCCCAUUCAUCAAACGGAAUUACUACAACUAAACCCAAGCAAGAUAAUGAAAACCAAGAUGAAGAUGAAGACGCCAAGACUGAAGAAGUGGAACCAGAUCAAGACAACAAGUUUGAAGAUGAAAAUGAUGAAGAUAGAGGGGGUGGAGAUGAUGCUGUUGAUGAACAUGAUCAAGAGAAAUCUGAUGAACAAGAAGAUGAACUUGUUGACGUAGAAACUGAUAUGAAAAGUUCUGAAGAGAAUACUGAUCAUGAGCUUGAUGAAGAAGACUCAAUGAGUACCCAUGAGGCACUUUAUAAAGCAGAUGACGCUUCAAGUGCAGUCACCCAUGAUACCGGCUUUGAAGAUGCAAUUGGACAAAACGCAACUCAGUUAACAGAUGAUCGCGAGACAAACCGUUCCCUAAUCACGACAGGCCAUGAUGAAAGUGUCCCAGAGCACGUCUUAUCCACCUCUAUGAAUACCUCACUGUUGAACAAAACAAGAAUGGUGGAAACAAACAGUCAUCUUGAACUGAUAGUAACAUUGCCAAAUUUGACAGAAUCAAAUAUAAAUUCCACCAUUGAGGGUAAUAAUGUCAUAGCUGGCGGGGAACACUCAUUGCCGUUCACUUUUACACAGCAAAUGAACGCAUCUGUACAGAUUGUUGAAAAAACUCUAUCUGAUUCUAAUAUAACUUCCACAGGAAAUGAGGGUUUUACUUCAACCUCAGAAAUCUCCUCAACUGCCUCGACUAUCACACCUUCUGCCUCAGGUGAUACCACACUCGAAGAUCAUUCUGAUACAUCCAUUCCCUUGGAAGAGAAAGAAGUUGGUAUAGAUUUGGAAACUCUUCCUCAGAUACAGACCGAAGGAAGUAACACAGAAGAUGAAGCAGUAGAAUGAAAUUUGUCAUAGAUCAGUAAAAAUGGUUCUGUUGAGGCUCAAGUUUAUUUUGGUUCCUUUGUUUUGUGAGCAUCCCAAGCUAAGAGUGUUCUUUAGUAUGCAGCAUUGGUAAUUUUCGGGAAAGUACAAUUACCAAUUAGCAUGAAAAAUAUAGGAUUGUAGUAGUAUGUUCUGCAAGAGUGGAUCUUGUGGAAUCAUUUGUAGUUAUAAUAACACUUUCCUCUCACUUUCGAGUUUGUUUACACUUGUGUCUUGAUCUUAAAAAUCUCAGCCUUUUCCAUCACUAUCUAAGAUGAUGUACUAAUGGGAUGCUUCUGGGGUUAAAUUUUGUUGAGGAAAAAAUUGACUUGUUGAAUACAUCUAAUGCCUGUUUGGUUGGGCAACUUCCAUUGAAU
This is a messenger RNA of Cuscuta epithymum, 1899 nucleotides long. Lineage: Eukaryota; Viridiplantae; Streptophyta; Magnoliopsida; Solanales; Convolvulaceae. The record is from the annotation of a GenBank genome assembly.